AUGAAGAACAUUUUCCGGCUUAUUCUGAAACUUGUCAAUUUUGUGACUCUUGGCUGCGUAUGGAUUUCUGUGGUACAGUGCACAGUUUUAAACAGCUGCCUAAAGUCAUGUGUAACUAACCUGGGCAGACAGCUUGACGUCGGCACACCGUACAAUCUGAGCGAACCGUGCAUCCAAGGAUGUCAUUUUUGGAACUCCGCAGAUCAGGAAAACUGUGCUUUAAAGUGUAAUGAUACCUAUGCUGCUGUUAGUGAGCGAGAAUCCUGCGAGGUCGGCUGCAGCAGUGGGGAAGGUGCAUACGAAGAGGAAGUGUUAGAAAAUGCAGACUUCCCCACUGCACCCUUUGCUUCUUCCAUUGGAAGCCACAGUGUGACACUGCGAUGGAAAUCUGCCAACAUCUCUGGAGUGAAAUACAUCAUUCAGUGGAAGUAUGCACAACUCCGUGGAAGCUGGACUUACACUGAGGCUGUGUCCAAGCUCUCCUACGUGGUGGAGACCCUGCAUCCAUUCACUGAAUAUAUUUUUCGAGUGGUUUGGAUCUUCACAGCCCAGCUGCAACUGUAUUCCCCACCAAGCCCCAGUUACAGGACCCAUUCUUAUGGAGUUCCUGAAACUGCUCCCCUGAUUAGGAAUAUUGAAAGCUCAAGUCCUGACACUGUGGAAGUGAGUUGGGCUCCACCUCAAUUCCCAGGUGGACCCAUUUUGGGUUAUAACUUAAGGCUGACCAGCAAAAAUCAAAAAUUAGAUUCAGGGACACAGAGAACCAGUUUCCAGUUUUACUCCACUCUAGCAAGUACCACCUACAGGUUUUCUAUUGCAGCAGUAAAUGAAGUUGGUGAGGGGCCGGAAGCAGAAUCUAGUAUUACCACUUCAUCCCCAGCAGUUCAAGAAGAGGAACAGUGGCUCUUUUUAUCCAGGAAAACUUCUCUAAGAAAGAGAUCUUUAAAGCAUUUAGUAGAUGAAGCACAUUGCCUUCAGUCAGAUGCUACACGCCGUAAUAUUACAGGAAUAUCAGUUAAUGUCCACCAGCAAGUUGUUUAUUUCUCUGAAGGAAUGCUCAUAUGGGUGAAGGAAGCUGCCAACAUGUCUGAUGGGUCUGACCUGAGAAUUUUUUACAGAGGUUCAGGAUUAAUUUCUUCCAUCUCUGUAGACUGGCUUUAUCAGAGAAUGUAUUUCAUCAUGGAUAAACUGGUAUGUGUCUGUGAUUUAGAGAACUGCUCAAGCAUUGAGGAAAUUACUCCUUCCUCCAUUAUUGCACCUCAAAAAAUUGUGGCUGAUUCGUACAAUGGGUAUAUCUUUUAUCUCCUGAGAGACGGCAUUUAUAGAGUCAAUCUCCCUGUGCCCUCUGGUCGGGACUCAGAAGCCAUGCAUAUUGUGCAGAGUUGCACAUUAAAGGACUUUGCAAUAAAGCCGCAGUCCAAGCGGAUCAUUUACUACAACGACACCACCCAAGUCUUCAUGUCAACCUUUCUGGACGGCUCCGCUUCCCACCUGAUCCUACCUCACGUCCCCUUUAAUGAUGUGAAGAGCUUUGCUUGUGAAAACAAUGACUUCCUGGUCACAGAUGGCAAGGCCGUUUUCCAACAGGAUUCUUUGUCUUUUAAUGAGUUCAUUGUGGGAUGUGACCUGAGUCACAUAGAAGAAUUCGGCUUUGGCAACUUGGUCAUCUUUGGCUCGUACACCCAGCCACACCCCGUGCCGGGCCACCCGCAGCAGCUCUCCGUGCUGUUCGGCUCCCAACAGGCCCUGGUUCAGUGGACGCCCCCAGCCCUCGCCAUCGGAGCCAGCCCUUCCGCUUGGCAGAACUGGACUUACGAGGUGAAAGUGUCAACCCAAGACUUUCCUGAAAUCACUCACAUUUUCCCUAAUAUAAGUGGGACCAUGCUUAACGUACCCAACCUUCAGAGUGCUACGAAAUACAAGGUUUCUGUGAGAGCGAGUUCUCCCAAGGGGCCCGGCCCUUGGUCAGAGCCCUCAGCGGGGACUACCCUGGUACCAGCUACAGAACCACCAUUUAUCAUGGCUGUGAAGGAAGAUGGGCUUUGGAGUAAACCAUUAAAUAGCUUUGGCCCAGGAGAAUUUUUAUCCUCUGAUAUAGGCAAUGUGUCAGACAUGGACUGGUAUAACAACAGCCUCUACUACAGCGACAUGAAAGGUGAUGUUUACGUGUGGCUGCUGAACGGGAUGGAUGUCUCAGAGAAUUACCACAUACCCAACAUUGCAGGAGCCGGGGCUUUAGCUUUCGAAUGGCUGGGCCACUUUCUCUACUGGGCUGGAAAAACAUACGUGAUACAAAGGCAGUCUGUGUUGACAGGACACACAGACAUUGUGACCCAUGUGAAAUUGUUGGUGAAUGACAUGGUGGUGGAUUCCGUUGGUGGAUAUCUCUACUGGACCACACUAUAUUCAGUCGAAAGCACCAGGCUAAAUGGGGAAAGUUCCCUUACACUACAGGUGCAGCCAUGGUUUUCUGGGAAAAAGGUAAUUGCUCUAACUUUAGACCUUAGCGAUGGGCUCCUGUAUUGGUUGGUUCAAGACAGUCAAUGUAUUCACCUGUACACAGCUGUUCUUCGGGGUCAGAGCAGCACCGGGGAUCCCACCAUCACGGAGUUCGCAGCCUGGAGUACUUCCGACAUUUCCCAGAACGCGCUGAUGUACUACAGCGGCCGGCUCUUCUGGAUCAAUGGCUUUCGGAUUAUCACGGCUCAGGAAAUAGGUCAGAGAACUAGCGUCUCUGUUUUGGAACCGGCCAAAUUUCAUCAGUUCACAAUUAUUCAGACAUCCCUCAAGCCUCUGCCAGGGAACUUUUCCUUUACCCCUAAGGUUAUCCCAGAUUUCAUUCCAGAGUCUUCUUUUAUGAUUGAAGGGAAUGCUUCAAGUUUUCAAAUCCUCUGGAAUGCUCCUCCAGCAGUGGAUUGGGGUGUAAUUUUCUACAGUGUGGAAUUUAGUGCUCCUUCUAAGUUCCUGGCUAGUGAACAACAGUCUUUACCUGUAUUUUCUGUGGAAGGGCUGGAGCCCUAUGCCUUAUUUAAUCUUUCUGUCACUCCUUAUACCUACUGGGGAAAGGGCCCCAAAACAUCUCUAUCACUCCGAGCACCUGAAGCAGUUCCAUCAGCACCAGAGAAUCCCAGAAUAUUUGUAUUACCAAGUGAAAAAUACCACAACAAGAACGAAGUUGUGGUGGAAUUUACGUGGAAUAAACCUAAGCAUGAAAAUGGUGUGUUAACAAGAUUUGAAAUUUUCUAUCAAAUAUCCAAAGAAAGUGACACAAACAAAACAUUUGAAGACUGGAUUGUUGUCACUGUCACUCCCUCAGUGAUGUCUUUUCAACUUCAGGGCAUGAGUCCUGGGUACACUGUUGCCUUCCAGGUUCGAGUCUUCACAUCCAAAGGACCUGGCCCAUUUUCUGACAUAGUAAAGUCCAAAACAUCAGAAAUCACCCCAUUUCCAUACCUCAUAACUCUUUCUGGCAACAAGAUAGCGUUGUUAGAUAUGGAUCAAAAUCAAGUUGUGUGGACGUUUUCGGCGGAAGGAGACAUCAGUGCCAUGGGCUACACGGCCGACGAUGCAGUGGGGUACUUUGCGCAAGGAGACGCACUCUUCCGUCUGAGCAUGCACGAUCGGUCCAGCUCAGAGAUUUUCCGGGAUGCACUGGUUUUUGAUAUCACAAUGAUUACAGUUGACUGGCUUUCAAGGCAUCUCUACUUUGUGCUGAAAGGAUUGCACAAUGGAAUGCAAAUAUUUGAUCUUGAUCUUGAAAACAAGGUGAAAUAUCCCAGGAAACUGAAAAUUUGUAACAGAAAUUCAACAAUAAUCUCUUUUUCUGUGUAUCCCUGUUUAAGUCGCCUGUAUUGGACAGAAGUUUCCAAUUUUGGAUCUCAGAUGUUCUAUUACAGUAUUAUAAACCAGACCUUGCACCAAAUUCUGCAACCCACAGCCAUAAACCAUCCAACUGGAAGGAGCCAAUGUUCCUGCAAUGUGACUGAAUUGGAGUUAAGUGGAGCAAUGACUAUUGACACCUCUGACUUGAAGAAGCCACAGAUAUACUUUGUCAAAGGGCAAGAGAUCUGGGCCACGGAUCUGGAAGGAUGUCAGUGCUGGCAAGUUACCAUGAUGCCUGCUCUGCUUGCAGGAAAAACGCUUGUUAGCUUAACUGUAGAUGGGGAGUUUCUCUAUUGGAUUGCCACAGCAAAGGACAGCACACAGAUUUAUCAAGUAAAGAAAAGCAAUGGGGUCAUCCUCUCUCAGGUAGAGACUCCAAGGAGUAAGCGUAUCUUGGUUUACAGUUCGGUUCUGCAGCCUUUUCCAGAUAGAGCAUUUCUGUCUUUAGCUUCAGAUAUUGCAGAGCCGACUAUACUUAAUGCCACUAACACCAGCCUCACAAUCAGAUUACCACCUGCCAGGACAAACCUCACGUGGUACGGAAUCACCAGCCCUACUCCAACGUACCUGGUUUAUUACAAAGAAGUUAAUGGCAGGAAAGACAGCUCUGAACUGGAAGAUAGAAUGCUGGAAUUUCAGAAGAGUAUAGCCCUUAUUGAAGGUUUACAGCCAUUUUCAACAUAUAUGAUACAGAUAGCUGUAAAGAAUUAUUAUUCAGAUCCUUUGGAACAGUUACCUCUGGGAAAAGAGAUUUGGGGAAAAACUAAAAGUGGAGUACCAGAGGCAGUUUGGCUCAUUAACACAACUGUGCAGUCAGACACCAGCCUCGUUAUAUCCUGGAGAGAAUCUCCCAAGCCAAAUGGACCAAAAGAGUCAGUCCGCUAUCAGGUGGCAAUCUCACAUCUGGCCCCAAUUCCUGAGACUCCACUAAGGCAAAGUGAAUAUCCCAAUGGAAGGCUCUCUCUCCUUGUUACUAGACUGUCCGGUGGAAAACUAUAUGUGGUAAAGGUUUUGGCCUGCCACGCCGAGGAAAUGUGGUGUGCUGAGAGUCGUCCUGUCACUGUCGAAAUGUUUGACACACCGGAGAAACCUUAUGCCUUGGUUCCAGAGAAUACUAGUUUGCAAUUAGACUGGAAGGCUCCAUCUAAUGUUAACUUCAUCAGAUUUUGGUUUGAACUCCAAAAGUGGAAGCACAAUGAGUUUUACCAUGUUACAGCUUCGUGCAGCCAAGGUCCUGCGUAUGUCUGUAACAUCACAGAUCUACAACCUUAUACUUCCUAUAAUGUCCGAGUAGUGGUGGUGUACAGGACAGGAGAAAACAGCACGUCUCUUCCAGAAAGCUUUAAGACUAAAUCUGGAGUCCCAAGUAAACCAGGCAUCCCAAAAUUAUUAGAAGGGAGUAAAAAUUCAAUACAGUGGGAAAAAUCUGAUGAUAAUGGAAGCAGACUUAUGUACUAUAUCCUUGAAAUCAGAAAGGGCACUUCAAAUGAUUCACAGAAGGAGAAUUUAAUGUGGAAGGUGGCAUUUAAUGGAUCAUGCAGUAGCAUUUGCACAUGGAAGUCCAAAAACCUGAAAGGAACAUUUCAGUUCAGAGUAGUAGCUGUAAAUAAUCUGGGGUUUGGUGACUAUAGUGGAAUCAGUGAGGAUAUUGUAUUAGUUGGAGAUGGUUUUUGGAUACCAGAAACAAGCUUUAUACUUACUAUUAUAAUUGGAAUACUUCUGGUUAUAACAAUUCCACUGACUUUUGUCUGGCAUAGAAGGUUAAAGUAUCAAAAAACUCCUAAGGAAGGGCUGACAGUUCUCAUAAACGAAGACAAAGAGUUGGGCGAACUUCGGGGUCUGGCCACUGGAGUAGGACUGGCCAAUGCCUGCUAUGCGAUACAUACUCUUCCGACGCAAGAGGAGAUUGAAAGCCUUCCUGCCUUCCCUCGGGAAAGACUGAGUCUGCGUCUCUUGUUAGGAAGCGGGGCCUUUGGAGAAGUGUAUGAAGGGACAGCAGUAGACAUCUUAGGAGCUGGAAGCGGAGAAACCAAAGUAGCAGUGAAGACUUUGAAGAAGGGCUCCACGGACCAGGAGAAGAUUGAAUUCCUGAAAGAGGCACAUUUGAUGAGCAAGUUUAAUCAUCCCAACAUUCUGAAGCAGCUUGGAGUCUGUCUGCUGAACGAACCCCAGUACAUUAUCCUGGAACUGAUGGAAGGAGGAGACCUUCUGACCUAUUUGCGUAAAGCCCGGAUGACAACGUUUCAUGGCCCUUUACUCACCUUGGUUGACCUUGUAGACCUGUGUGUAGAUAUUUCAAAAGGCUGUGUCUACUUGGAGGAGAUGCACUUCAUUCAUAGGGAUCUGGCAGCUCGGAAUUGCCUUGUCUCCGUGAAAGAGUAUGCAAGUCCAUCCCGGAUGGUGAAGAUCGGGGACUUUGGACUUGCCAGGGACGUCUAUAAAAACGACUACUACAGAAAGAGAGGAGAAGGCCUGCUGCCUGUGCGGUGGAUGGCUCCAGAAAGUUUGAUGGAUGGACUCUUCACUACUCAGUCUGAUGUAUGGUCUUUUGGAAUUCUGAUUUGGGAAAUUUUAACUCUUGGUCAUCAGCCUUAUCCAGCUCAUUCCAACCUUGAUGUUUUAAACUAUGUGCAAACCGGAGGGAGACUGGAGCCACCGAGAAAUUGUCCUGAUGAUCUGUGGACAUUAAUGACCCAGUGCUGGGCUCAAGAACCUGACCAAAGACCUACUUUCCAUAAAAUUCAAGACCAGCUUCAGUUAUUCAGAAAUUUUUCCUUAAAUGGUAUUUCUCAACACGGAGAAGAAGCAAAACCUAGUGGAGUCAUAAAUGAAGGCUUUGAAGAUGAAGAUGGUCAUGUGAUUUGUUUGAAUUCAGAUGACGUUAUAUCUGAAGCCAAGAACCAAGAAGGGUUAAACUAUAUGGUACUUGCUACAGAAUUUAGCCAAGGUGAAGCUAAUUCUGAGGGUCCUGUAGACUCCAAAGAAUCUGACUCUUGUGGUCUGAGGAAAGAAGAGAAGGAACCACAUGCAGACAAAGAUAUCUGCCAAGAAAAACAAGUGGCUUACUGCCCUCCUGGCAAGCCUGAGGGCCUGAACUACGCCUGCCUCACUCACAGUGGAUAUGGAGACGGGUCUGAUUAAUAGCUCUGUUAGGGAAGCGCAGAGUUGAGACAAACACUCCUCCCAUUAAGUAGUCACUGAAAGAAAACCUGGUAGAGUGACAGAUGUGGUGGUGUGGUGGUCUAUGGCUCCUAAUGAACACCGGAAAGUGCCUGAAUUCUAAUCUUGGUUCCAAGAGCCAUUUGGUUUUAGUGUGACAAUCCCCACGCCAACUGUGUAACCUUCAGCAGAAUUCUGGGGUGAACCUUUGAGCAUUUGGAAAGCUUAGUAAGACUCACGAUUCUGGAAGGGAAACUGCUUCUCCUUACCCCAAGGGCCCUUAGGCCAUUGCCCACCCCCUUCAGUCUCGGCUGUAACAGAAACAGUUAGAUGGUUAGAGACAAAGCAGGUUUGUUCUGAGACCUGAAGGAGGAGGGUAGAAGCCUGCUCAGGGGAAUGACUGAACUACAGGCUAUCCCCAAAGGGACAGAGGAAAUGACCAAACAACUCUACCCACACAGAAGGAACCAGCACCUACGACACGAGAAGUCAUUUGGAAAGAGAUGACUACAAUAAAAGAUGGUCUUUCAUGACUCCUCUAAAAUAUUUUGUAUUUUGGAGGCUUGGAACAGUAGCUUCAAUCAUUGAAAAUAGGACAAUGAAGAUCUCUGUGUCCUAAAGUUUAGCAUUUCGUGAUCUUUGGGUUGUACAUAAAUCGCUCUGUGAUUUGUGUGCUAUUACAGAAAUUAGCUAAUAUAAAGAUUGUUUUUG
Molecule: messenger RNA, 7752 nt
Organism: Camelus dromedarius (Arabian camel)
Lineage: Eukaryota; Metazoa; Chordata; Mammalia; Artiodactyla; Camelidae
Gene: ROS1
Product: ROS proto-oncogene 1, receptor tyrosine kinase
Exons: 45
Coding region: 1-7023 (2340 amino acids)
Biological process (GO): protein phosphorylation; positive regulation of kinase activity; multicellular organism development
Cellular component (GO): signaling receptor complex; plasma membrane
Molecular function (GO): protein binding; ATP binding; transmembrane receptor protein tyrosine kinase activity
Source: RefSeq, a predicted model, not a curated record